AUGGGACAAAACCGAAAACAACUAUGUUCGAACGAAUCUAAUGAGAAGGAGUCAACUAAACGUACACGCGUAACGAAAGCUGAUAAAGAAGCCGAAGAAGCCGAAUUCGCCAAACAAGUCGAAGCAGGCAAACGCUUUUUCGCUGGUCGUCCCAUCCACCCUCUCAAUGACAAUGAUGAUAAUGAUGUCAAUUUAAACAAAACCAAUUUAAUUCAUGAUAAUUUCGAUAAUGAUUUAAAUUUAGAUGAACAUGAUCACGAGUUACAGUAUGGUGAUUUUAUGCCAUUCGGUGGUUUACGGCGUCCAGAUCACAUUGUCCGCAUAGAGGAAUUCAUUUCUCAACAUCGUGGAUAUCGAUACGCACGAGCUCGUGAAGAUCUUCGACAGAACUGGGAAGCUAUCAAAAAUAAAAUGACUGCGGCCUAUCUCCAGUCUCAAACCAUAACUUUGAACUGGACCACCAAGGCAUGCUACCUCAACGAUCAACCACGAACAGCCUUCUCGAUUCCUUUGGUACAAGCUUAUCACUCCGUCUGGGAAACGUCAGUGCCUCCGAGUUCAAGCUUCAUCAACGGAAAUCGACGAGACUUGACUCAGCCAUUCUCGAACGCAACCCAUCUCUACAGCCGCAUUAUUGUCUUAUCAAACAGCAUUCUUCAAUACGGUCUGGAACUUACCACCAUUGAUCAAUGGGCUGCUCGAUGUAGCCGCUGCUUUGGUCCUUCAAAAGACGAAGUCAAGGUAUCGGAUGAAGAACCUGAUGUUAUUGUAUGCAUGGACGGGAAUUUUCAGCACCAACAUAAUAUAUUGGCAAGCAAGGAUAAUUCGGAGGAAGCACAAUACCCUGCCAUAUUCAUGCGACCUUCAGAAAUUGCGAAACAAGAAACCACCACCGCACUACCACGACCAGCAGCUCCAGCCACAGAUGAAGAUGAUCCAUGUGGUGAAGCGCACAAGACUGCGAAUGAUACUCGGGGUAAAUCAACUUGGGAUCAAUGCGACGAUACAGGACUUUUUGCCAUGUCCUGCAGGCAUGAUGUACCAUUAUUACUGGCUAAUAUAUAUCAAAGUGGUGAAAAGGUGGCCGUUCUAUACGAUAUUGGGUGCGUGCUUGACAAGCACAUCACAAAGCAAAACAAAUUACCAGAAUAUCAACGUCGACUAAUGUUAGGAACAUCGGUGUUCCACGUGUAUGUCCACACGUGGGGGUGUCAAUUAUCUUACAACCCACGGUUCCUGGAGUUUUGGGGACUAUCAGAUGGUGAAGGACUCGAGCGCUUGUGGUCGGACCUAACACCUCUUAUUGCUCGAUUACGGACUUCAACUCAGCUACACCGACUCCAACAGAUUGCCGCAAGAUGUACACGUGGUGCAAAGUUGCUAAUCGAUACCAACCCGGACACCUUUAUACACCCGAGUUUUUCCGAGACCAGUGGGCAUCUGAAAGAAGUUACAACCUCAGAAUGUCGAAAGAGGUCAAGAUUCGACAAAAGGUCCAGCUGGGAAGGCUGCUGUGCCUGCAAGAUCUCAUGUAUAAGACUUGUUGCUUUUCAACUCAGGGAUGAACACACCGGCCUAGAACUCCAAGCUUUUGAUCGCCUAGCUAGAUUCCAGGAUCUAGCAACUCAGAUCACUGAGCUGCGUAGCAAAGUUGGUCUUUCAGAUACUUUGACAAGCCUCUCUGCUGCUGGCCAGGAUUGUUUCUUGAAAGUCUGGUAUGCCAAAACUGAGGUUUGGAGUCGAUUUCUAUCUUUGCGGGCGGAACAGAGACCGUUAGAUCCUGAAAACAGAGUAGGUGGAAGUUCACGUCUUGGUACACAUGAGAAAGAACGUAUCAUGCUCGCUAUUCAAAAACAAACACGCACGAUGAAAAGCACCCUCGGCAAUUAUAACAUGCUGGCUCCGUUGGCGAGGGUACAACGCGGUCAGGAGGAGGUGCGACGACUUGGGUGGGAAAUACGAAGAGCCAUGCGAUGGCUGACACACGAGCACCAGCGUCUGUGGAAUAUUCUCACAUAUCUGAGAGAUUCGGAUGACAAUGAUGCGGCACUUGAAUCAUUAUCAAACGGCAGCAGAAUCGAUGUUGUCAAAGGUAUGGUUCAUACUGCCUUUGUGAAAAUCAGCAUGUUGACCAUCCAUUGGGAUCAGAAUGCUAUGGAGGUAAUCAUGAGAACUCCAUCUCAGUUGGGUGAUCUCGAACUUAUGACAUUAUGGAAAUCUCAAUGCAAUCGUAUUGAUAAUCUACGUGCAUCAGAUUGUGCGUCAACGACAGAUGGGGACUUUGUAAACCUCUUUGGACCGUUAAGGGUUGAUGACCGGUUAGAGCAGCCUCUGGCAAAUAUCAAUCCCCCACUUCUGGAUGAUUUAUCUGAUAUUGAAGAGGCAGAUUGGGAAAAUUUGCUUGAUGAAGGAAUGCUCUUAAACAUGAUGAAGAAUGUUGCGUUGGAAAAUUAG
Molecule: messenger RNA, 2454 nt
Organism: Melampsora larici-populina 98AG31
Lineage: Eukaryota; Fungi; Basidiomycota; Pucciniomycetes; Pucciniales; Melampsoraceae
Exons: 12
Coding region: 1-2454 (817 amino acids)
Source: RefSeq, a predicted model, not a curated record